Helianthus annuus (common sunflower) is the source of this 837-nucleotide messenger RNA. RefSeq names its product 22.0 kDa class IV heat shock protein. Gene Ontology annotation, biological process: protein complex oligomerization; response to salt stress; protein folding. The coding region runs from base 95 to 649 and encodes 184 amino acids. The record is from RefSeq and is a predicted model, not a curated record. Lineage: Eukaryota; Viridiplantae; Streptophyta; Magnoliopsida; Asterales; Asteraceae. The transcript has a single exon.
UGAAUUCAUACAUUACCUACAUACAUAAACACAUUAACUCUUGUUUGCCAAUUUACUAUUACUAUAAUUCAACUAACCAAUCAUCAGCAGAACAAUGGCGAUCAUGUCGAAGACACAAACAAUCACUUUCAUGAUGCUAACAACAACGUUGCUCAUGAUGAUCAGUUUUUCGACAAAAUCAAACGCUCUAAGUCUAAUCCCAUACAACAGACCACUAUGGGACAUGAUGAUUCCAUCCGAAGACCCGUUCAAGAUCCUCGAACAAAACCCACUCAAUACCCUCGAAGCCAUCAACCUGGCACGUGCCGACUGGAAAGAAACCUCAACUCAUCACGUGAUCUCUCUGGAUGUGCCCGGAAUGAAGAGAGCGGAUAUAAAGAUCGAGGUGGAGGAGAACCGGGUGCUGAAAGUGAGCGGAGAGAGGAAGGCGGAGGAGGAGGAGGAAGGAGAAGGAUACAAGUGGCACAGGGCGGAGAGGACAAGUGGCAAGUUCUGGAGGCAGUUCCGGUUGCCAGGGAAUGCUGACGUGGAUAAUAUAAUGGCGCGUCUUGAAGAUGGUGUGUUGAAGAUUAAGGUGCCGAAGUUGGAUGAGGUGAAGAAACAGUCUAAGAUUAUUGACAUCAUGUCACAUGAUGAGCUCCGGCGGUGAAGACAUUAUUGUUGACUUCAUGUACAUGCUGGAGUUUAUGUUUAUCUCAUGAUGUUAUGACGUAUGUGUUCCGAUUGUCUAUGUUGCAUUGGAGAACGAUAAUACAUAAAAAUAUGCGAUUAUGAUUGUAAAUCAUCCUUGAAUUUUAAUCAUAAAAUAUUAUUUAAUAAACAUUAUACAAUCACAAA